Fragaria vesca subsp. vesca is the source of this 1862-nucleotide messenger RNA. Its product is annotated as amino-acid permease BAT1-like. The transcript has 7 exons. Bases 33 to 1631 code for a protein of 532 amino acids. NCBI's taxonomy places the organism in Eukaryota, Viridiplantae, Streptophyta, Magnoliopsida, Rosales, Rosaceae. Gene Ontology annotation, molecular function: transmembrane transporter activity. Gene Ontology annotation, cellular component: membrane. The record is from RefSeq and is a predicted model, not a curated record. Gene Ontology annotation, biological process: transmembrane transport; amino acid transport.
AACUCCAGCAAGUUGAACUCUUGAUUAAUUCAAUGGGACAGAACCAAGUAGAUGCAUCACAAAUGCAAGGGAUGGAUUCAGGGGAAAAACGACUUAAUGAGCUUGGUUACAAGCAAGAACUCAGAAGAGAAAUGACGUUGUUCAAAACUCUUGCAAUAUCAUUCUCGACGAUGACACUUUUCACCGGAAUCACUCCUUUGUAUGGUUCAAGCCUUGCAUAUGGAGGUCCUGCAACCCUUGUGUGGGGUUGGGUGGUAGUAUCAUUUUUCACCUGGUUUGUAGGACUUGCAAUGGCAGAGAUCUGUUCAUCUUUCCCAACUACAGGAUCUCUUUACUUCUGGGCUGCUCACUUAGCUGGUCCCAAAUGGGGUCCUCUUGCAUCAUGGUGUUGUGCUUGGCUUGAGACCAUAGGGCUCAUUGCCGGCAUAGGUACUCAGGCAUAUGCAGGAUCUCAAACACUACAAAGUAUCAUAUUACUAUCCACCGGGACAAAUAAAGGUGGAGGGUAUUUUGCACCAAAGUGGUUAUUCUUAUGCAUGUACAUUGGCCUCACUCUUAUAUGGGCCUUUCUCAACACAUUUGCGUUAGAAGUGAUUGCCUUCAUUGAUAUAAUAUCGAUAUGGUGGCAGGUCGUUGGAGGGACAAUUAUUGUUAUAUUGCUUCCCCUUGUAGCACUUACAACACAGUCUGCGUCAUACGUGUUCACAAACUUCGAUGUGGCCCCUGAGCUGACAGGAAUAUCAAGCAAGCCUUAUGCAGUGAUUCUAUCCUUUCUUGUUAGUCAGUAUUCAUUAUAUGGAUAUGAUGCUGCAGCACAUCUAACUGAGGAAACCAGAGGAGCAGACAAGAAUGGUCCUAUUGCUAUUCUAACAAGCAUCGGUAUCAUUUCAGUGUUUGGAUGGGCAUACAUCUUGGCCCUCACUUUCAGCAUUCAGGUUUGUAUUUCCUCUCAGGAUUUUAGCUACCUGUAUGAUCCCACCAAUGAGACUGCAGGAGCAUUUGUGCCUGCUCAAAUUCUCUAUGAUGCAUUUCAUGGGAGGUAUCACAGUUCCACUGGAGCCAUCAUUUUACUAUGCAUCAUUUGGGGUUCAUUCUUCUUUGGUGGACUUUCAAUUACCACUAGUGCUGCGAGAGUGGUGUAUGCUCUAUCAAGAGACCAAGGGGUUCCAUUCUCUUCCGUAUGGCGAAAAAUACACCCAAAACACAAAGUUCCUUCCAAUGCUGUGUGGCUCUGUGCAGCCAUCUGCAUUCUCCUUGGACUUCCAAUCUUAAAAGUCAAUGUAGUCUUUGUUGCCAUAACUUCCAUAUGUACGAUUGGAUGGGUAGGAGGUUAUGCAGUUCCGAUCUUUGCAAGAAUGGUAAUGCCUGAGAAGAACUUCAAAGCCGGGCCAUUUUAUUUGGGCAGUUUCAGCAGACCAAUAUGCUUGGUCGCCUUCCUGUGGAUUUGUUACACUUGUUCUGUCUUCCUCCUCCCCACUUUCUACCCAAUUUCCUGGAAUACAUUCAAUUAUGCACCUGUUGCUUUGAGUGUGGGUUUAGGUCUGAUAAUGCUUUGGUGGGUGUUAAGUGCAAGGAAGUGGUUCAAAGGACCUGUUAGAAACAUCGAAACUGAUCAUAGUGGAAAGGUUUGAACAUUUACAUCAAGAGUUCUUGUAUAAGUUGGUUCUGGCUUUUCAUCUUUUAAGUUCCUAGCAUUGUCGACUUUUGGAUAAAUUGUAGAAUCACUUGACAAACCUGUCCAAGGAUGUAACCUCUCAACUUGAGAAAGGGAAAGCAGAGCAUUAGUACCUUUUAUUUUCGGAUGGAUGGAUGCUUAAAACUUCUGGUUUGUUUGUUCAUGCUAAGUAGAAUCCAUAUCAGCU